CGCUUCUCCUGGCAAAGAGCAGUUUCGGUUGACCUUUUUAUCAUCAUGCCUCCCGAAGGCAGCGAGAACACUCGAGAAAGCGUUCAACGAGCUCCGGAUGACCAGCUCCCACGACGAUCAGCCUGCGACCGCUGCAGGUCUCAUAAACUUCGCUGCCUGCGCGAUGAGAGCACGACCGAUAUCUCAAAGCCGUGUCAACGAUGUUCCAAGGCCGGGGUGACUUGUUCAACCGGAAUAUCGGGUCGACCCGGUCGGCCGAGUAAGUCGGCAAGAGAGAAGCAAAUGAAAAUCUCAAAUGCCGAUGUAUCACGAAAUCCGGGGCAAUCGCUGUCAGCUGUUUCGUGUACACAAUCUCAAUCCAUUCCGUCAAUCUCAUCUCAUUCCCGCGAUGCAGCCUUUGGAUCCUCACCGUCAUGGCUACUUGACUGGGAUAACAUUCUCCAGCCGGGGUUGCUGUCGUCAGAAACUUCGGCAUCCCAUCGAGAUCAUGCCAGUUCUGGAAUCUCAAACCCUCAAGACUACAAUCUCAUUGAACCAUUUAAUGUUGGUAGAGCAACCCAAGAAUCAAGUCAUCUUGGUCCCGAUACUUUGGAUUUUGUGAACUUGCUCGACAUGACGCACAUGAACGCUCUUGGAAGCCCCCAGCACGACGUUAUGGAUCUCGAGGUGCCUGGACGUGGAAGUGCUCGCCAAUCAGAUUCUGAAAUUGACCCAGAUAUCAGAGUAGACCGUUCUGUUCCUCGUGGCGGGGAGUCAUCAGCGGAAAUUCGCGAGAUACAUCUGGAGAAAACAGAUUUGAAAGAAGAGGUUCUGAGAAGCCUCGCAGAGUUGCAUUCCGGUUUACUGGCAGACUUGAACCUGAUGAGAGAUGUUGGAAAGUGUCCAUGUAAACGCACGGCAAGAGUAUCCCUCGCCUCCAGUCAGAGGAAUGCAGAUGGCAGGACAGAAGAGUACAACUUCCUCGUCGGAAGAAUGCUCAACAAGGCAGAAAUCUUCGUUUCGAUUCUACAAAAUUUCACUCCUCCACUGCCUGGAGAGUCAAGCUCGGGACUUAGUGAUUCUCAACCAGAGUCUGAUUGUUCUGAUGAAGAUCAAGACAUCAUAAAUGCGUUCACUUCAUGGCACAACGAGACAAUGCCCAAUGGAUCCGAUAUGGCCUCCUUUGAAAUACCUACAAGUUCGAAGCCCCUAGUAGGCACCAGCAUACGAUGCGAUGUCCCUAUGAUGCUCUCAAUCCUCACCUGCUACGUCUGUCUCAUUCGCAUCUAUCGGACGAUCUUCUCCAGCAUCUACACCGCACUCGUGGUUGCGAAAGAAAGGAAAAUAAAACUUCCUCCACUGUUCCCAGGGCUCAAACUUGGAGGUUUUGCUCCGCACAUGAACUUCCAAGUCCAAAUCCUUGUCCAGAUUGGUACAAAUUUCCUCAACAAGAUCGACGACGCUUUAGGACUUCCAGACGAGCAUGGUCGGGCGAAGAAGGGCGGCGGAAUUCUUGAACAGACAGGCUCUGCUGUAAUUUUGCAAGCUAUGAUGAAAGAGGAAGCAGUGGAGGGGCUUGAGAAUGGGGAUCCAAGCAAAGAAUCACCGAGGGAGAUAUUCAGGAAGCUGGCCCUUGUGUGCUGAGCUUGCUGUCCUGUAUGCGCGUGGCCCUACAAAGUUCAAGAAUAGCACUACGACGGAUCGGUAAAAAAGAGAAGACGGAGUUUGGUUGGUCGUGACGCACCAAAAUGGCCGGCUAUGGGACUUGACUUCAUACACUAAUCUAGUGAACCAAACUCCCCGCU
Molecule: messenger RNA, 1784 nt
Organism: Hyaloscypha bicolor E
Lineage: Eukaryota; Fungi; Ascomycota; Leotiomycetes; Helotiales; Hyaloscyphaceae
Exons: 1
Coding region: 46-1623 (525 amino acids)
Biological process (GO): regulation of DNA-templated transcription
Molecular function (GO): DNA-binding transcription factor activity, RNA polymerase II-specific; zinc ion binding
Source: RefSeq, a predicted model, not a curated record